CUGUGGAAUAUAGGAAUACUGCUACAGGGGGAAAGGAAUACAGUAUGGUACACUGUUACUGGAAACAUAUUCAGUUAUAAACAUUUGAGCAGAAGCUGUUGUACAGUGGGAGUUAAUUAUGCACGUGGAGUUAAUUGUGCACAUGAUUGGUUUAAUUAAUGCCACUGGAAGCCAGAGGCAGAACAGAUAAAGACAGGUAGAUCAAGAAUUAAAGGACAUAAUUACCUUAGGGCAUAAGAAAGUCAAAAGAAAGUGGAGUUAUUAAGAUCAAGACGUGGAAACUAUUCUGGAAUCAGCAAAGCAACACAGUUGCAAUUAAACCUUCUGCCAUUGCCUUUGGUUAUUAAACCAUAAUUGGAAAAUGUUAACAUUGGACAGUUAGAGCGGCACAAUUUUGUGGUAUUGUUGUUUGAUAUAAUUCAUACUGGUGUCAUAAUCGCACUACAGACUCUUUAAUGAUGUUUUAUAUAAAAAAUUUGAUUGUGAAAUUUCCUGUAUGGAAAAUUAUAGUAUAAGUUCAUUGAUGUGGAACAUUAAAAUAGGUAGUAUAGAUAUAGGAUAAAUAACAGCGAAAUAUCUGCAGUUAAUCAUUAACAGAGUGAAUGUAAAACCGUGAGCAAUACAUGAAUUCAGUGGAGACUGAUGUUUAUUUGAAUAAGGUUAUUCAAGUGAAAGCGGUGAAUUUGAACAGAGAAUUGAGGUUUAAAGGAUUAAAAUUGUUUUGCUAGAAAAGUACCGGUACUUAUUUACUGUGAUGAUUUUGCAUGAGCAGAUAAUAGAGAUGUGUUAAAUAAUUCAUAUUAUGGAUAUUUAUAUACAGAAAUCAUAGAAAUACAUGAUAAAUAUAUGCAGUGCAUGCGAGUUUGUAAAAGAAAAAAAAAAUUUGAUAUAAAUGAACAAAAAUAUUAUAAAGGAUCAAAAUGGAGCGUAAAAUGAUUUAUCUUAGUGUUUAUGUUACUAUCAUCGGGAUUACCAGUUUAGCUCAGGAUAUUACAUACCAUAUUGAAGAAGAACUUUCAAACUCAACAAAAAUUGGAAAUAUCGGUGAUGACUCAAACCUGUUUUCUGCAAUUGGAGGUAGUGACUCUUCAUCACUUACAUUUAGUUUUUUGACAACAGGAAACCAGUACUCACAUUAUUUUAGAGUAGGUAAAAACAGUGCUGAUUUGUUUACAAAUGAUGUAAUUGACAGAGAAACCGUCUGUGAGUUCACAGAAAUUUGUAUGCUUGUGUUACAGAUUGCAGCAAAAUCUGAGUUAGGCAGCUUCUUCAGAAUUUUGAAAAUUCAUGUUUUCAUUAAUGAUAUUAAUGACCAUUCACCAGUGUUUUCAAAAUCUACUUUGACAUUACCAGUUUCUGAAGCUGUUUUGGUUGGCACAUCAUACGCCAUUGACGGAGCAAGAGAUCGUGACACGAGUCCAGAAUACUCCCUGAAACAAUAUGAACUACAGUCUGUGGAUCCUGAUUUUACUGGAAAUUUACCAUUUUCAAUUCAGUUUUCAAAACAUUUAGAUGGCAGUUCUAUCAUUAGACUAUAUGUGACUGAACCAUUAAACAGAGAAGUUAGGGAUGCAUAUCAUCUUGAAAUAACAGCUUUCGAUGGUGACAUUCCGCCACGACAAGGGAGACUGCCAGUAUUUAUAAUAGUUUCAGAUGCAAAUGACAAUCAACCACAAUUUGAUUCUCCAUCCUACAACUGUACAGUGACUGAGGAGACAAUGGAAGGGGAGGUAAUCAUUCAGCUGAAUGCAACAGAUUUAGACUCAGAAGACAAUGGCAAGAUUAAGUAUAAACUAAGUCCUCAUCAGAGUAACGAAAUUUUUGAUAAAUUUGGUAUUAUCGAAGAUACUGGUGAAAUUAUUCUAAAAGAGAAAAUUGUGUAUUCUCCGGGUAAAAUCUAUAGGAUUAUUGUGGAAGCCUACGAUAAUCCCAUUGAUGGACAGUCAUUGUCAACACAGACUUUUGUUAUUGUUAAUAUUGAAAACACAGGAAAUAAUGCACCUAAGAUUGUUAUGAAUUUGUUAACCCAAAAUGACAAUGCAGAAGUUCCAGAGUCUGCAAAUAUAGGAAAAGUGGUUGCCUUUGUUGAGGUUGUGGACCAUGAUGAAGGAAAGCAAGGAAUGGCUAGCUGUAUAAUACAGAGUAUAGACUUCGAUAUACAGAGAAUUGAUAUGAAUAAGUAUAAGAUUUUUGUUGCACAACCGCUUGAUUAUGAGAGGAAUCAGAUCCAGACUGUCACAGUUCAUUGCCAGGAUAAUGGUAAACCACCACUGCCCGCUUCAGCAUCUUUCAAUAUUUCCAUCUUGGAUAAAAAUGAUAACACACCAGUCUUUACCGAGUCUCCGUAUACAAAAAAUGUGAGAGAAGAUUUACCAGUCAGAGAUUUUAUUCUUCAAGUUAGUGCUACAGAUUUAGACUCAGGCAAAAACUCUAAAGUAAGCUUUGAAAUUUCAAAAAGAUACACUCACAAGAAUUACUUCUAUUUUGAAAAUUUACCAAAUAACAUUGCUAAUCUACGGCUGAACAGGUCUCUGGAUAGAGACACCAUAUCAUCAUAUGUUUUCCCGAUUUAUGCUAUAGAUGAAGGAGAAGAAGGGGAACCAUCCAAAACUGGCUCCGCUAUGAUUAACUUACACAUCACAGAUGUAAAUGAUGAGAAACCAGUAUUUAAAAUGUCCCCUUUUACAAUUGUUGUGCUAGAAAAUCUCCCAGCUGAUACUCCAGUUGGAAACGUUAUUGCUACAGACAAUGACCUUGGAGUUAAUGCUCAGGUUGAAUACAAAAUACAUCCAGAUGAUAGAGAUAACAUUCCUUUUAUUAUGUUUUCGAAUGGAAAUAUUAAAACAAACCAAGAAUUAGAUCGUGAGGCUCAAGAUAGAUAUGAGUUCAAAGUAAUUGCAACUGAUAAAGGUGAAAAUCCGCUCAGCAGUACAGGCACUGUAGUAGUUCUAGUAUCUGAUGCAAAUGAUAUGUAUCCUGAAAUUCGCUUUCCAAGACCAGAUAACAAUACAGCUUCUGUGGUGCAGUCGGCAAAACCUUGGCAGAUAGUGACAAGAGUUCUUGCCAGUGAUGCUGAUGAAAUUGGAACUGGAAAUAGUCGACUGAGAUUUGACAUUAUUGCCAGAAAUGAUUCUGAGCUGUUUCAAAUAAAUCCAAACACGGGUGAAAUUCAAAUUACAAAAUCAGUAGAUUCAGUGGAAGUAGGUAAACUGUUCAAACUAGAUAUACUUGUGUCAGAUUAUGGUAAACCUAGAGCAAAAACAUCACCAUGUGUGCUUUUCAUCAGAAUAAAAUCAAGCAAUGCAACUAAAACAGAAGUAUCUACUGAUGUCUUGAGUAACCAGAACUUCUUGAUAGCAAUUAUAGUUGGCAUAGUAACAGUUGUUCUCUCCCUUGGAAUUUUGGCCACCAUUUGCAUCAUUAGAAGAAUAGACAGGGAAAGAAAGGAAGAACAGAAAAGAAAGAACAAUAAUCAAAUUAAAGUAGAUCCAGAUAUAAAUGACAGACAAGUAUUUGAUGGCAGUAUAACAGUUUUUUCACUACCAUCAGAGGACAGUUUACUUAAUGAAAAGAAGAAAAAAGAAGUCAGUUUCUCAUUAGAAGAUGAUGUUUUUUCUGAUGAUGAUCUUAUCCAGAAAAAUGGUUUAGACAACAAUCAUCGGCAUUUUAAGCCAAACCUGUCCUACCUUACACCAAGUACGAAGAAGGUGGAGGACAACCAUAGUGAAACAUCAGGUGAUACAGGAACCAGUGAUAGCGGGCGGGGAGGCAGUGAUGAGGAGAUACACACCAGUAUGUCACAGUCACCCAGGGACAAAAUGAUGGAUUUCACUCGGCCACUUCCACCAAUAUCCCAUCAGGAAAUCAUCCCAUUUUCAUUCAAAAAGGGCAUGGCACUGCCAUACAACAACAGGGACUACAGCAGUAGACCAGAUGUGAUAAAUACUGACAAUAUAGAAAUGUCAAGGCGUGACCUUGACCCCCACAAACACGGGUUAUCCACAAUGGCAGUCCAUUUGCCAAAUGACUCAUUAGACAGAUCUCGAAAUAAAGUUGUCCUUCUGCAGACAGAUUCUGGUAUCCAUAGUGACACAAAUUCUAAUGAAGGAGACAAUACUAGAGAUUGUAUGGUCUGAUAUUAAUAACUAAAUUGUUAUCAUACAUAAUUGGCAUUUUUAACUCCAAACCCCCUCUAGUCUGACUUAUGGAUGGUUCCUUACAUUAGACAAAAUUUCUGAAAAAUGGGAGUUUAAGUGAGAAGUGGGGGUUUGCAGAUUAAAACAGUGCUACGGUCAGUAUUUAUAUAUGUGAUAUUAUGGGAAAACUUGGUUGAAGAUCCAGUGCUUCCUUCAGCUAUAAACUCCGAACAUUCAAAAAUCUUACUACAGUAGAUUUUUGUUCCCAACUGUAUUGAAGCUGAAUGUGGCAAAGUAAGAACAGGGCAGUAGCAGAUUGGACUGAGAUGUAUUGACAAUGGAACAGGAAUAGACACAAUAAGAGGAAGAUAGUAGGCAUUAAAUCAAUGAAAAGAAAACCAGACAUUAUAUUCCAUUGGUGCAGAUGUCACUCUGAGCUGCCCAUGUAUCCAGUCACUGCAACUUGCUGUUACCAAUGUAUGUUGCCGUGGUAACUUUGUGGCACUAUUGUUGUUUCCAGUUGAUGGCUCAGUCAACAAACACAACCUGUCAUAGAACUGCUGUAUAUGGACUGACUUGAGACUAGUCCUCUGUAAACUUUACAAGAAACUUCUUUUUCUCACAUUUUUGGAACUUUUUAAACUUUUUUUCUUUGAUGAAUAAAUGUAAACAUCAUGUUUAUAUGAAUAUGUGUAUAUGCAUGUUUUAUAUGUGAGUUGUAUGUGCAAUUGAAGUACUGUAUUCAAUAGUUUUGAACUAUAAUGAUUUGAAAAAGUAAACUUACAUACUUGGCACAAAUAUGUUAGGUAAUUGUUUUCAUUUUCUUCUGCAAACUAGAAUUACUAACACAAGCAAUGUAAAUGAUUUGCAUUAUAAAGUUAGUGCAUUGUGGAAGGGCCACAGAUUAUUUCAUUACAAUGUAUUUGUUAUAAGCUGCCAUAUUUUCUAAAAGUAUUUGAUGAAGUUUGAUAAUUAUGUUUGUAUGUAAACUGUACUUAUUUAUUUUGGAGUUAUUGUGAUAAAUAUUCAUAUUUGAUGUUCUAAAAAUAUAAAACCAUAUUCUACAUA
Messenger RNA from Mercenaria mercenaria, 5204 nucleotides. RefSeq names its product putative protocadherin beta-18. The coding region runs from base 921 to 4136 and encodes 1071 amino acids. The record is from RefSeq and is a predicted model, not a curated record. Gene Ontology annotation, molecular function: calcium ion binding. The transcript has 5 exons. Gene Ontology annotation, cellular component: plasma membrane. Gene Ontology annotation, biological process: homophilic cell-cell adhesion. NCBI's taxonomy places the organism in Eukaryota, Metazoa, Mollusca, Bivalvia, Venerida, Veneridae.